AUGAUAAUGGUGAUGAAGGUGGCUUCACAUAAUUAUGGAGAUGCAUUGUCCAAGUGUAUUUUGUUCUUUGAAGGUCAGAGGUCUGGGAAGUUACUCCCUACACAAAGGAUGACUUGGAGAGCUCAUUCUGCUCUUCGUGAUGGCUCUGACGUUGGUGUUGACUUGGUAGGUGGUUACUAUGACGCUGGAGACAACAUAAAAUUCAGUUUUCCGAUGGCUUUCACUACCACAAUGCUGGCCUGGAGCAUCUUAGAAUUUGGUAAUCUUAUGGGCUCAGAUAAACAAUACGCAUUAGAAGCUCUGAAAUGGGGCACAGACUAUUUCCUGAAGGCCACCAGUGUCCCCGGCAAAGUCGUUGCCCAAGUUGGUGAUCCCAGUGGUGACCACAACUGUUGGGAGAGGCCUGAAGAUAUGGACACCCCCAGAACCUCCUAUGUUGUUAAUACAAGCAACCCCGGAUCAGAAGUUUCUGCUGAGAUUGCAGCUUCCCUUGCGGCCUCUUCCAUGGUUUUCAAGUCCGUUGAUCUUAGAUACUCUAGAAGGCUUCUCCAGAGGGCCACCCAGGUUUAUGAAUUUGCACAGAAGUAUCAGGGCUCGUAUAAUUCCAGUGUUGGUGUAGGGGUCUGCCCUUAUUACUGCGAUUACGAUGGCUACAUGGAUGAAUUGAUCUGGGGAGCAGCAUGGUUAUACAAAGCGACCGGGUCAUAUAAUUACUGGAAUUAUGUUGUACAAAACAAUCAACACCUGGAUAAUUAUGAAUUCGGAUGGGAUUCAAAGCACGCUGGAAUCAACGUACUUGUUUCCGGGUUGGUGUUGAGCACCCCCAAGGCCGAUCCUUUUGUUUCCUAUGCAGAUAAGUUUGUUUGUUCUGUACUGCCCGAAUCUCCCACCAAAACCGUCACAUACUCUCCAGGUGGGCUACAAUUCAAACCUGGAGGAAGCAACACUCAACAUGUUACAGCCGCGUCUUUUCUUCUUCUGGUGUACUCCAGCUAUUUGCAAAUGGCCAAAAAUAGAGUCGUUCAAUGUGGCAACAAUGCUGCCACUCCCCCCUCCAGGCUUGUUGAUGUAGCAAAAAGUCAGGUUGAUUAUAUAUUAGGAAGCAAUCCAAUCAAGAUGUCAUACAUGGUGGGAUAUGGGAUAAAUUUUCCUAGAAAAAUACAUCAUCGUGGAUCUAGCAUGCCUUCCAUUUAUUCGCAUCCAAAGCACAUCACAUGUCAUGGUGGAACCUUAUUCUUUGAAAGCAAAUAUCAUAACUACAACAUGCUUACUGGGGCUAUUGUUGGAGGACCUGAUGACAAUGAUCAGUACAUAGACGAUCGGACUAAUCCUCCUCAAUCAGAGCCAACUACUUAUAUAAAUGCACCUUUUGUUGGCGUGUUGGCUUACUUCAAAAGCCAUCCUCCACCGUUGCAAACUUCUCCAAACCACCAACAAACACAUCUUCAUAACCUUGAAGAAUUUCUUCAGAAGCGAAUAUCACCAUCCUUUGGUAGCCAAUAA
Messenger RNA from Pistacia vera, 1503 nucleotides. Its product is annotated as endoglucanase 8-like. NCBI's taxonomy places the organism in Eukaryota, Viridiplantae, Streptophyta, Magnoliopsida, Sapindales, Anacardiaceae. The transcript is spliced from 7 exons. Gene Ontology annotation, molecular function: hydrolase activity, hydrolyzing O-glycosyl compounds. Gene Ontology annotation, biological process: carbohydrate metabolic process. The record is from RefSeq and is a predicted model, not a curated record. Bases 1 to 1503 code for a protein of 500 amino acids.